Molecule: messenger RNA, 2388 nt
Organism: Aspergillus bombycis
Lineage: Eukaryota; Fungi; Ascomycota; Eurotiomycetes; Eurotiales; Aspergillaceae
Product: putative R3H domain protein
Exons: 4
Coding region: 1-2388 (795 amino acids)
Biological process (GO): galactose metabolic process
Molecular function (GO): nucleic acid binding
Source: RefSeq, a predicted model, not a curated record
AUGGCAUCCGAAAGUUCCCCAGAAGGAGAGCAUUGCCUCUCCUUCGCAAAGAUCGCUGCUAUGGCCUCACAGUCGAGAUCGGAAGUUAACGUGGCAUUUGAUGAGAAGAAUGGUUCACAGUCUGUCAGAGAGCCCCCGUGCUCAGAAUCUUUGGAGUCGAAACACGUCCUACCGAGCCAAGUGAUCUCGAACAAGGAUGAUGAAGUCAACGCCGCCGAUCGAAGUUUCGAUAACCUCUCGCACACAUUACAAGAUGUUCAUAUCACAGAGAAGAAGGGCCAAGAGAGUCCCGACUCCCCCGCCGAAGUUCAACAAAACGGGUCUCUGAAACGGGAGACAUCUUUCGAAGAUGACCGUACACAUCUGUCAAACUCCUCAACCAAACCGACAAGUUUCGACUCAAAGAGUAUGGCCUCGGUCACUACCUUCGCAAUGGACGAGAAAGACUCAUUACGGCCUGAUGAUAGUGCCAGUGUUCAAGCUGUUGACGAAGAGGAAUCCCUUUCCGGAAUAGCAUCUGGUGCACCGAACUCGCUGACUGGAUCUGAAGCUGGUACUCGCGGGUUCAGGGAUAUACAGAGAGCUCGCGCAGUACUGCAAACCGCCGGCCCUCUAUUCACGGACGGUAACCAGCGGCCAAAUGGCGCUAUGAUCUCAGAUUCUGUUUCCAGCAAUUUUGUUAUCGCCAACCAGGAAGCUUUUGGGAGUGGGCAGUCCAUAUCCAUGCAUCCAUUUCCAAUGGAACCAGAUGAGAAACUUCUCGAGGCAAUGAAGUCCCCGAAAGAUCGUCUUUUGAUUCUGCAACUAGAGGAAAAAGUCAGACAUUUUAUUCAACAUUCUAAGGAGCAAUCCCUAGAACUGCCACCUUCCAAUGCGUUUGGGCGCUUGCUUGCCCAUAAAUUAGGCGAUUACUACCAUUUAACUCAUUUCGUGGACAACAAUGUCACGUCGGUUCGACUUCAUCGAACUCCUUUCACUCGGCUACCCACGCCUCUCUCUGCUAUACACGCCGCAACAAACAACACCCCACCCCCUGCUAUGCCUGCCAUGAAAAUCAUGCGUCGUACCGACAGCGAGCGGCCUUCUACCGAAGGAAGUGCAGCGGCGAGCUCUGCAUUUGCUUCAAAAACUGGAUCAGAAGCUGGUGAUAGUGCAAAUGACGGAGAGCGUGGCAGCUCUUCAGCAGGAGCUACCCCGGCCAAGGACCGGUUGACGCUCACCAGGGAAGAACGGGAGGCCAAAUAUCAAGAAGCUCGGGAACGAAUUUUUCGCGAUUUCCCAGAAGCAAAGCCUUCAGAUGGCGCAAAUGGCGAGCAAGGUACCAACAUGUCGCGCUCGAGUUCGACCAACGGGCGUAAAAAAGCACAAAGGCAAAAAACACCACAUGAUGACAGCUUUGAAGUCAGGUCCCAGUUCAAUGUCUACUACCCUGGGGUUCACUAUCCUCAUGGUCCAGGUCCCUACAAUGUGGCCGCCAAUGACUCUUCGUUCGCUGGUCAACCAUGUAUGGUGGGACCUGGAGUGACCCCGCCGGGCAUGGGUUAUGCUCAUAAUGGCCAAAAUGGGACCAUGUAUCCUAACCAUAUGAAUAUGGGCUCCAUGCCUCAUUAUUCAAUGCCCGUGUCUCCUCAGAUGACUCCAAGUGGACCGUGGCAGAACGGAGCUGUACCUCAGCAGUCCCCGUUUUCUGGGUAUGCCUCUAUCAAUCAGUCACCGGCUAUGACAUCCACGAAAUCAUCGCCUGCAUUGAACAGCUAUCCUGUGCCAAACGCUGUACAAUUUCAGCACACGCCUCAAGGAUGGUCCUCCCCACCGUAUCAUGGAGGUUACCAGCAGUCCUCGCAUAGGAACCAACCUCCAAUGCCAUGGGCAAAUUACUCAUCUCAACCUGUCACUCCUACAUCCUACCCUUAUGGUCAAUAUCCUGGACAACCCAUAAAUACAGGCAAUGCAGGUGUCCAUCCAUUGCCGGGAAGUUUCAGUCGGUCCCCAUUCAACCCUCAGACACGUUCAUUUGUUCCUGGCGGCACGUCCUUGGCACGGCACCCAAGCAAGAAUGGUCAGCAUGGUAUGAAUCCAUACCCUACUAUGCAACCUGGUGUUCAGCCUCAGUGGGCUGGGUACCAAGAAGCUAGUAAGAACUUAGAGGCAACAGCGCCCAUGGCGCUCAAUACUCCUCGCGGGCCACCCCCGGGUAGUAGAGACUCUAUUGCGAAAUGGGGGACACCGUCCCACCUUCCUCCUAAGCCACCGCCGUCUGAAGUUCCAUCUGAGUUCGAUCUGAAACAUCGGACCGGGCCCACGACUACCCACCCUUACUCUGGAAACCCCCAUCCGAAUAAUAAGAAUGGCCCGCUCGUCGUGUCAGGAGGAGCAAGAGGCAACUAG